UGAGGCUCUGUGAGAGAUGUUGCCAUUCAGCUGGGAAAAGCUCAACCCUAACAGCUGCGUGUGCUGGGAUCUCCUCUGUACUCCAGUCUGGGCCCUGCGGGGACCAUGUCUACUCAGAACCAUGGAGAUCAUCCCCUGGUAACCAGUUAGGAGGAGAGAGGUAUCUUGGCCUCAGCUGCCCUUGAAGUCACCAUGACGAGGUCCCCAGCAGCCACCGUCUUCCUGUUUCUGCUGCCGCUGCUGCUAGGCCAACCCCCUCCCAGCAGGCCACAGUCACUGGGCACCACCAAGCUCCGACUGGUGGGCCCAGAGAGCAGGCCAGAGGAGGGCCGCCUGGAGGUGCUGCACCAGGGCCAGUGGGGCACCGUGUGUGACGACAACUUUGCUAUGCAGGAGGCCACAGUGGCUUGCCGCCAGCUGGGCUUUGAUGCUGCCGUGACCUGGGCCCACAGUGCCAAGUAUGGCCAAGGCAAAGGACCCAUCUGGCUGGACAAUGUGCGCUGUGUGGGCACGGAGAGCUCCUUGGACCAGUGCGGGUCUAAUGGCUGGGGUGUCAAUGACUGCAGUCACUCAGAAGAUGUAGGGGUGAUAUGCCACCCCCGGCGCCAUCGUGGCUAUGUUUCUGAAACUGUCUCCAAUGCCCUUGGGCCCCAGGGUCGGCGGCUGGAGGAGGUGCGGCUCAAGCCCAUCCUUGCCAGCACCAAGAAGCACAGCCUUGUGACCGAGGGAGCCGUGGAGGUGAACUAUGAGGGCCACUGGCGGCAAGUGUGUGACCAGGGCUGGACCAUGAACAACAGCAGAGUGGUGUGCGGAAUGCUGGGCUUCCCCAGCGAGGUGCCUGUCGACAGCCACUACUACAGGAAACUCUGGGAUCUGAAGAUGAGGGACCCUAAGUCUAGGCUGAAGAGCCUGACGAAUAAGAACUCCUUCUGGAUCCACCAGGUCACCUGCCUGGGGACAGAGCCCCACAUAGCCAACUGCCAGGUGCAGGUGGCUCCAGCUCGGGGCAAGCUGCAGCCAGCCUGCCCAGGUGGCAUGCACGCUGUGGUCAGCUGUGUGGCAGGGCCUCACUUCCGCCCACAGAAGACGAAGCCACAACGCAAAGGGUCCCUGGCAGAGGAGCUGAAGGUGCGCCUGCGCUCCGGGGCCCGGCUGGGCGAGGGCCGGGUGGAAGUGCUCGUGAACCGCCAGUGGGGCACGGUCUGCGACCACAGGUGGAACCUCAUCUCUGCCAGCGUCGUGUGCCGUCAGCUUGGCUUUGGCUCUGCUCGUGAGGCCCUCUUCGGGGCCCGGCUGGGCCAAGGGCUAGGGCCCAUCCACCUGAGCGAGGUGCGCUGCAGGGGAUAUGAGCGGACCCUGAGUGACUGCAUGGCCCUGGAAGGGUCCCAGAAUGGCUGUCAACAUGAGAAUGAUGCUGCUGUCAGGUGCAAUGUCCCUAACAUGGGCUUCCAGAACCAGGUGCGCUUGGCUGGUGGGCGCAUCCCCGAGGAGGGGCUGUUGGAGGUGCAGGUGGAGGUGAACGGGGUCCCUCGCUGGGGGACUGUGUGCAGUGAAAACUGGGGGCUCACCGAAGCCAUGGUGGCCUGCUGACAGCUUGGCCUGGGUUUUGCCAUCCAUGCCCACAAGGAAACCUGGUACUGGUCGGGGAUGCAGAGAGCCCAAGAGGUGGUGAUGAGCGGGGUGCGCUGCUCAGGCACAGAGCUGGCCCUGCAGCAGUGCCAGAGGCACGGGCCAGUGCACUGCUCCCACGGCGGUGGGCGCUUCUUGGCUGGAGUCUCCUGCAUGGACAGUGCUCCAGACCUGGUGAUGAACGCCCAGCUAGUGCAGGAGACAGCCUACUUGGAGGACCGCCCGCUCAGCCAGCUGUAUUGUGCCCACGAAGAGAACUGCCUCUCUAAGUCUGCGGAUCACAUGGACUGGCCCUAUGGAUACCGGCGCCUAUUGCGCUUCUCCACGCAGAUCUACAACCUGGGCCGGACUGACUUCCGUCCAAAGGCUGGACGCGAGAGUUGGGUUUGGCACCAGUGCCACAGGCAUUACCACAGCAUUGAGGUCUUCACCCACUAUGACCUCCUCACUCUCAAUGGCUCCAGGGUGGCUGAGGGGCACAAGGCCAGCUUCUGUCUGGAAGACACGAACUGCCCCACAGGACUGCAGCGGCGCUACGCAUGUGCCAACUUUGGGGAACAGGGAGUGACUGUAGGCUGCUGGGACACCUACCGGCACGACAUUGAUUGCCAAUGGGUGGAUAUCACAGACGUGGGCCCCGGGAACUAUAUCUUCCAGGUGAUUGUGAACCCCCACUAUGAGGUGGCAGAGUCAGAUUUCUCCAACAAUAUGAUGCAGUGCCACUGCAAGUAUGAUGGGCACCGGGUCUGGCUGCACAACUGCCACACAGGGAGUUCAUACCCAGCCAAUGCAGAACUUUCCCUGGAGCAGGAACAGCGUCUCAGGAACAACCUCAUCUGAAGCCAUCACUGCGCACUCCUACCUGCUGCCGAUACACCAGAUACCUCAGUUUACUGGAGCCAUGCCCUUCACAGAGUCCCAACUCAGAGGAAAAGGGCCAGGGCCAAGGGGCACAAAGAACCUGCUCAGGAAGCCUUUGAUAGCAAGAUCACCAAUCCAGAUAGUACUGCUCCCUCAGGAUAGCUCUGGACCUGUCCUCUAAGGGCCUGUGGCCUAUGGAAUAUGACCUCCAGGCUUUGCUCAGCUGAGCUCUUCUAUGAGGACACCCAGGCAACCCUGAAUCUUACCACUGAGAUCCUGGAGCUCUCAGUUCCUUCGGGACAGACUAUGGCCCCAUCUAAGUGGUGCUUUGCAGAUGUCUUGGAGGAGUAUAGGACAGAGGACCAAAAUACACAGCUGGUGGUGUUAGCUCUCUACUAGGAGCUCAAAGCAACACAACUUGUAUCAAAAUCACAACUGGCAGAGAAGCUGGUGGAUUCAAUCCUUUCUUCAUCGGUUGUUAUUUAGAACUCACCUCUCACACUCUGCUAAGAGUCUGUUCUUUAGUGUCCUUACCUUUAUCCAACCACACACAUGGGUGCUUCUGCUAUCCUUAGAAGCGUAGACCUUGGGCAUCCCCUUAUUGCCUGAUGGGCCAACACCACCAGUUACUGAGUGCUUGACAAGGGGCAAGUUUCACAGAAAUGGCCAGAUAGGGCAUUCCUACAGAGCAGCAAGAGUAAGCCAAGCAGAAAGACUGCUGAGGUAACAUGCACCCCAGCCCUUGCCAGGGCCUCUGCUAAGGAAAAAAUAUGCAACAUUUACCUGGCAGGCAGUCUGAUCUCUCUCAGGAUCACAUGUAUCUCAGGAUUGGUCUAAGCUUCCAGUCUCAACCAAGUGUCUAAAGUGAACUUUGCAUUCAAUAAAUUUUUGCCAUGGAAAGAACAUCAGUCAAACAAGCCACUCAUCCCUUUAGAGGUAUGAAGACAAAUUUGGCAGAGCGCGGAGACAGAAGACCAUGGAGAAAUCAGAAGGGGGAAUAGUCAAUUUAGUGAAGGACGGAACCUGGGAAAGGCCACCAUUCCUGUCUGAUGGGGCUGCGACUUGUUCUCGUUCAAGGAGAAUAAAACCCCAUGGUCUUCUUGACGUGAUUCUUGAUCUUUUCUCCACUGAGACACACUUAGGUGAUGAUCCUUACAGGACUAACACCCUAAUGCCAAUAAAUGUUGCUCAUUAUGGACUGCUACAAAGACCAGACCAGCUAUGAUUAUGUAUACACCCCAGAACCACAGUCCCUUUCCCUCGCAUGGAGCCAGGGCCUGGGAUGCACAGGGCACACAUGCUUCUCAUGACUACCCAUCUGCAUUUCUCCAAUCAGACAUGAGUCUGCUUCCCAUUCAGCCUCCCCAGGCUCAGAGCUGAAACACAGGUUAGAAAGGUUAAGAGAUGAAGGACAGGGGCAAGGAGGUAAAGUCUGAGGAUUGUAAACUUUUAUCAUCAAGGCUGCAAAGCCAAAAUAAAUGGUAGCAGAUG
Messenger RNA from Cebus imitator (Panamanian white-faced capuchin), 3981 nucleotides. RefSeq names its product lysyl oxidase like 4 (gene LOXL4). Gene Ontology annotation, biological process: peptidyl-lysine oxidation. The transcript has 15 exons. The record is from RefSeq and is a predicted model, not a curated record. Gene Ontology annotation, cellular component: membrane. Gene Ontology annotation, molecular function: protein-lysine 6-oxidase activity; DNA ligase activity; copper ion binding. Lineage: Eukaryota; Metazoa; Chordata; Mammalia; Primates; Cebidae.